AUAUGUCUAGUUCUUCUUUUGGCCUGUAUCUGAUGUAUUCUUUUCACACUUCUCUUUCAGCCCUUCCAUUUGCAUCAUCUAUUCUCUUUCGCUCCCUUUUAUCUUACAUAAGUUGUUUUUUUCUUCUUAUCUAUCCUUAUUUCCGUCUUUCUCUUUACAACGCUCGUCUUCCCUCAAUCUUGCCCAGCAUCCCUCUUACAUAUGUCCAUUUUUUUCAUCUUUUUAUCCUUUUCCAUCUUUCUCUUUCCAAAGCUCGUCUUGCCGCAGUCUUACCCCGCCUCAGCGCCACCUGCCUCCUGCCGUCCAGCCCUCCGGCCACGCCCUCGCCAGGCCACAAAGGGAGCGCCUCUUUUGAUACCGCUCAGGAGGACCAUUGAAUUUCAGAAGAUCGGGGUCUGGAGUCUCAGGCAGAGGGGAUGCGUGGAAUAUUCCGGCACUCUGAUGUGUAAAGAGCAUCCCAACAGACCUUUUUUAUUGGCGGAUGGAGGGCAGGUCACUGUGGGUAUAUAAGGAGGUGGAGCAAACUGGCAUGAUCAGACGUUUGGGUGCCCUUGGAGUGGACACAACAGGCAGGACUUCACGCAUCUCGCCACACGCACAGACACACAAAUUUAUCUUCCUUCACGCAGCCAUGAACUUCGCCUUACGCCUGGUGGUGGUGGUGGUGGCCGCGGCACUCGCCAACACCAGCGUCGCCGCCCACCCCGCCUGGACGAGUGAUGGCCCGAGUGGAGCCGUAAGUGGACGAGUGGCUCACCUACCAGACCCCGAAGAGGGCGGCAUGAGGGUCGUGCCCGUGCUGAUGGUCGCCCUGUCCGAGCCCCGCGCGCCCCGCCCCACCGCCGCACACAAGCGUAACUCAGAGCUCCUCAACACCCUCCUGGGCUCACAGACGCUCAGCAACAUGAGGAACGCAGGCAGACGCUAGACACCCCGGCCGCUAGUGCACGAGUUCGUCUUUUCCCUUCCUCGUCUAAUGCCGUUUUGAUCCUUUUUUUUAUUGUCAGAAGUAGGAAGGGAAGAGGAUGCCGGACUUCUCUCACUCUUUUAAAUGAUUUGUAUUCUAAUAUAUCAACGCUUAAAUGAGAAUCGAUUAUGAGACUAGAUGGAAAAUUCUGUCUUAGUUCCAUUCUAACACGUGCAUUCACAGAGAUACAUAAUUAUAAAUCCCAUUGAAUACAUGCUGAUAUACAUUUCCUCUCAAUAAGUAGGGAUAAAGUUUACUGCACAAGUGAGUGAAUUAAUUAGAUAUAACUUAACUUCCUGUCCUAUUCUCAUCUUACAUUCCGUUUAUAUGCGCUGUCAGAUGUUUUCAGCGGAUGUUUUACGAUUAAUUCCCGUUAGUUUGGCAGUGUUAACCAACUACACACUGCCGGGGCUUCAGGCUGAUGUGGCGUUGUGUAGGCUGAGCAUUAAUAAACCAAUGUGACCAAUAACUGUUGUGUGGAGCGAGACGCAGGGCUUGUUGGGCAGCGGUGAAUAAAUGACUGUUGA
Messenger RNA from Eriocheir sinensis (Chinese mitten crab), 1494 nucleotides. RefSeq lists its product as uncharacterized. The coding region runs from base 482 to 928 and encodes 148 amino acids. The transcript is spliced from 3 exons. NCBI's taxonomy places the organism in Eukaryota, Metazoa, Arthropoda, Malacostraca, Decapoda, Varunidae. The record is from RefSeq and is a predicted model, not a curated record.